This is a messenger RNA of Blepharisma stoltei, 1484 nucleotides long. NCBI's taxonomy places the organism in Eukaryota, Ciliophora, Heterotrichea, Heterotrichida, Blepharismidae. The record is from the annotation of a GenBank genome assembly.
AUGAGUGGCAUCAAAACUUUCAAUGAGCCAGUAACAGCAAGAAGAUUGACUCGUCUUCGAUUUCUCGAACAAGAAAGCGACCAUUUGCGAACUAUUAAGAGCGAUCUUGAGUAUUGCUUGAUAAAUUCAAAGCAAGUCCUCAAUGAAGUUUUGUCUACUAACAUUUUAUCAUCUAGGCAGCAUCUAGACCGAUCAGCUGAUACUGAGGUUUCUUCACAUGUGUCGUUGGGGCAGUUCGAAGCAACUGUUGCAAAAAAUAUUGAGCUGUAUACACUGCUAGGGAAAUAUAGACAAGAAAGAAACAUAACUUUAGGUAAAGCAUUGAUAUCAGAACAAAUAUGUGAAGAAUCAGUCAGAAAAGAAAACGAAUUCAUGAAUGAAAUGGACGAUCAAAUUAAUGAUCUGAAAUAUCUACUAGACAAAAAGGAUAAUAGAAUAAAGACACUUAAUACCCAACUAAAAGCUUUACUCCUUCUCAUUAGGUGGAGAAAGAAGCAAAUUAAUUUAAACAUAUAUAUUUUAAGAAAGAAAAAUUCUAUGUUUCAAUGUAAAAGUCUCAUGAUUAAAAUCAUAAAAUGAAAAAAAUUCUUGCUCUUAAAAGAGAGGAGUUAGAAGAAAAAUUUUCCGAGAUUAAAAAUGAAAAUGCUGUAAUCUUGCCCUUGAGCGAAAGUUCUUUAGGCUACCACAGACAAAUAGAAAAAAUAAAGUUUAACUUAUCUCAUGUUUCCAAACAAAUGCAAAAAGCUGAAAUGCAAAGAGAAGAAUUAAUUGAGAACUCAAAGAAAUUAGAAACAAUGCUGGAAAAGUAUAAGCUACUAAUAAAAAAUCCAUUGGUAAGGAUCAGAAGGUCAGGGAACUACAAUGCAGAGAUGUCGUAUGAUGCUGGGUUUUAUAAUAACUCAGACUCAUCAAAUAGCUCAGAAGAGGUAACUUUUCCAGAUAAAUUUCAAAUUGAAAGCAAGCAUAAGCCGGAGCUUCCUAAGCUUGAUUUUAGCAAAAUCUCUAAAAAGGCUCUAACAGAAGCACAGUCACCUGCAGAUCUUUCUCAAAAUAAAAUUAAAUCAAAAAUAAAAGAUUUAGAAGAUGCUUGCAAAGAUAAAACGGAAUAUUUAAGUACAUUAAGGCAAAAAGUUCUGGAGCAAAGACAAAAAAACCAAAAAAUAAUUGAUUCUCUCUCCAAAAAACAAGAAUUUAAGAUACUGUCAAAUGCUGAGUCCAACUUCGAAGAAAAGAAAAGUAAGCGAAAAAGGCCAAUGAGUGACGCUCUUGACUAUAUAAUUGACCCAGCCAAUGAAGAGACUAAGCAUGUUAGUGCAAAAGAAGAGCCAUAUGAAGAGCUUUUCCAAACUGAUAACUAUGAACAAGAAAAAAGCGAUUCUGAAGUUCUUGACAGCUUCAAUGGGAGUGAAGUUGAAAAAUAUGAAGAAGACAUCGAAGAACCAGACAGCAUUCUUGCUGAUUACAUGAAUGAUAUUAUACGCUAA